AGGACAGGACGAGAGUUUCAACAGAAGAGAACAGGGAAAUGAAGUUGUCAGACAGGCCAGCCCAGCUACUCUCUCUUUGCAACUAGGUUAGCAAGUAGUUUGACAGACGGUCACGAGUAGAGAGAUUUAGAUGAAAUAUCACAGCAAUGAAGGUCGUCCGUCGGAGCAACUUGUAGCUACAACUAGUAACGUUACGCGUCGUAAAGCAGAUAACGUUACAGACAGUUCAAAGUGACGUUACAGUGGGAAAAGAAAGUGGAGACAACUUGCUAGCCUGCUAGCUAACCUUUAGCCAACGAGCCUCCUUCAGCUUCAAAACUAGAGUUCACUCGAGAUUUGGGCUUGGAUUACCAGUCUUCAGUCAUGCCGUUUCCGUUUGGGAAGUCUCAGAAGAAUCCAGCUGAAAUAGUAAGGAGUUUGAAAGAGAAUGUGGCAUACAUGGAAAAGCUGGAUGCUGGAGACAGCAAAAAGUGUGAGAAGAUUGCAGAGGAGGUGUCCAAAAAUCUGGCUUCACUGAAGGAGGUACUUAGUGGAACAGGUGACAAGGAGCCUCAGACCGAAGCAGUGGCCCAGCUUGCACAAGAGCUGUACAACACCAACCUCCUCAUUGCUCUCAUUGCAAACCUGCAGAGGAUUGAUUUUGAGGGGAAGAAGGAUGUGGUUCAUUUGUUCAGCAAUAUUGUAAGACGUCAGAUUGGCACCCGAACACCCACGGUAGAAUACAUCUCUACACACCCACAGAUCCUGUUCAUGCUUCUGAAAGGAUAUGAGAGUGCAGAAGUGGCUCUAAACUGUGGCAUGAUGCUGAGAGAGUGCCUGCGUCAUGAGCCUUUGGCACGGAUGGUGCUCUUCUCUGAAGACUUCUUCUGUUUCUUCCGUUACGUUGAGCUCUCAACCUUCGACAUCGCCUCAGACGCUUUCGCCUCAUUCAAGGAUCUCCUCACAAGACACAAGAUCAUGUGUGCAGAUUUUCUGGAGAACAAUUAUGACAGGGUGUUUACAGAAUACGAGAAACUCCUGCAUUCUGACAACUAUGUCACCAAACGGCAGUCUUUAAAGCUCCUUGGGGAACUUCUCCUGGACAGACACAACUUCACUGUCAUGACAAAAUACAUCAGUCGGGCAGAAAACUUGAAGCUGAUGAUGAACAUGCUAAGAGACAACAGCCGAAACAUCCAGUUUGAAGCGUUCCAUGUCUUCAAGGUAUUUGUUGCAAACCCCAACAAGACUCAGCCCGUGCUGGACAUACUGCUGAAGAACCAGGCCAAACUCGUGGAUUUCCUGAGCCACUUCCAGACCGACCGAUCGGAGGACGAGCAGUUCUGUGAUGAGAAGAACUAUCUGGUCAAGCAGAUCCGAGACCUGAAGAGGCCCACGGCACCCGAGGAAGCUUAAGGCGGCAGGGAUGACUGCUCCUUGAGGUGGUAGAUGUAUAAGUGAUGGCUGGAGCUGCAGAGGGCGGAGUGAGAGUCUAAAAGACGGGCUUCAUUAAGAUUUAAUAUUAACAACAAAAUAUAGGAAAAAAAGAUUACUUCUUUCACUUUCUGUUUUUAGUGUGGAUGUGGAGGUGAUUUCCAUCCAGCAACCUGUGUGGGCCAAGAACUGUUAUUUAAACCAUAGUGCUUCUUUAGUGAUAAUGAAAUGCAUUUAGUCCGUUCUUGUAAUGUUGGACCUUAAACUGUUACCCUUCCACAUACAAUGUUGCUGGCAGAGACCUUUAGACAGAAACGUUGUCCCAUUCACAGCCAACAUGAGCUCUGAGGUGUUCUCGAAAGUCUUUCUCCGAAACCUGUUCAGAGAUUGAAAAGCUAAAGUAAAUAUAUUAUUUUUCUAAUGUAUCGUCAUGGUAAACAGCUUAAAACCUACAAAUAACUUUUCUCUCUGAGCAUUGUUUAGUCUAACUAAUUGCAUAGGUUUGGUCUGUUGCCUUAUUGUGAACAGUUGUGUUGUACAGGGACUUAAAUGAUAUUUAGAAAAGCGGCUUUGGCGGAGUGACAUGUGGAUCACAUUGGCCAGGUGGGCACAGUCAAUUUUUGGUGACAAAUGUGUAAUUAUUAGGCCUUUGGUUGCAUAUGUGAGGUUACAGAGGUCAGAGAUGAUCCUGCAGUGCUGUAGUUGCCGAUGCAUUAGCUGGCACAGGAAGAGAAAAUCAAAACCAUAGAGGAAUCAAUUAAUUGUGCUGUGAUUCUGAGACUGCGCUCAGCAAGGCUUACAUGACUGAAAUAGAAACAAGGCAUCAGAUAAUGCUGCAGGGUUUCACUGCUAACAUGGACAGCCAGGAUAUACCAAUUGAUUUCACUGGGUGCAUUCCAGUUCACCCCCACACACUGAGCACAGUUUCAUUUAAAACAGUGAUAUAACUAACAACUUCUUUAUGGGGUUUUAUACUGCUUGAUGUAUGCCAUCUUAGGUAUUUCUCCUUUACAGCAUAAGCACUGCAUAACACAAGAAAUAAUAAAGCAGUUUACGCAAGGGUGUUGUCCAUAAGGAUGCAUUAUCAAGGAUGUUGCAUCUAUUAUAAAUUUAUAUGAGAGCUUGAUGUGGUAUUUAAAAUGAGUUGACAUGGUGAAGAGCUCUGACACAUAUUGAACAUCUGCUACACUCGAUUUGAGAAUUGGGCAAUCUGAACGUAAUGGACAUUUUUAUUUGACUGGAAUAUUUAGAAUAUGAAUGAACUAGAUCACCUUAAUCUCAUGUAAACACUCACAUCCAUACUGUUACUUUAACCGCAAAUUAUACAAAAAGAGAAGAAGGUGAAUGCUAAAACAUACACAUGAUUUUAAAUGUCACUUUUUUUUUUUCUGAUAAAAUAAUACAUUUGAGUGAAACACACAGUAACAAGCCUGUGAUGCAUCAGGAAGCACGUCCUGUCAGACGUCCCCACGUUGUCAGAAUAACCACAUGCACUGUUAAAACAAGAAUGAGUUUGUUUUUGGAUGAUGAGCACUGAAUUUAUUGAGUUCCUCACAUGCAUCACUGAUUAGUUAUAUUUCUUUAAAAGACUUGAAAUAAUUGCCUUACUUUUGCCAUUGUCACUAAAAUGGCAUAAUAGGGAUUUCAAGAAAUAUUUUGUCUUCUAGUAUAGCUAUACCUCAUUGGAUUUGAGUUUGCAAGUGCUGUGUUCUCUUUCCUUUCCUUCCUAGACGAGAUAUUUUGACAGUUUAAAAUACACGUAUGCAUGCCUAAACUUGAGAUAUAUAUAUAUGUGUGUAUAUGUUCAAACUUGAACAGGGACUGCGACCUGGUUUUCACAAUGGAAAACCAGAUUUGUAAACUGAAGUAUUUCAUUGGGUGGUGCCACUCCAACGUUAAUUCAUAAUGAAUUGCAGUGUGGUACCUUGUAAUGAAUGUUGCCUUAUUUAAAGACACUUAAUGAAUUGUAAUGAUUAUGUAAAAUUCCAGACCUCUUAAUUGUUUUUAAACCAAAGUCAAUAUGAAAAGGUGAAAAUGUACAUUUCAAGUCCCAAAUGCAUAAGUAAUUAAUUUCUCAGAUCCACAUGUAGUGUAACGUCACACCAACUACAUUAUGCUCCAGUGUGAUCCUGUGAGUGUAAAUAUAUAUAUUUUUUAAAAGCUCAUCAGACUACAGUAGUUUUUCAGUUGUGGUUAAUUGGCUCUUUUUAAAUCACUAUUAGAUACACCAGAUAGUCACAGGGUCAGCAUCAGGCCGGUAUGGACCCAUAGAAUAAUUUUAGUUAUCUGCUUUGAAUGUGGUACAUUAUGCAUAAAUAGACGGAAGUGCUGCACACAGUGCACUGUCACGUACUCAGUUUAUGAAAGAAGGUUUGUCUCAAAAGGUUUUGAGUUGCUGAAAAAAAUCCAGAUGUGAUCAACUUUUCAACUCAUUUUGUGAAAAUUUAUUGUGAAACACAAUAAAUAUUGCAAACACACUGAUGCAUUGGACAAAAAAAUAUUCAGUAGUUAUUUAUCUCAGUGACCACAAACUAACUUACAGCUUUGUGACAAACCGAAGUUGCACAACAGGCUAUCUUCUGUUAUAAUAUCCAAGGCUAUUGGACUCUUGUGAAAAAAAAUUUAAAAAAAUAAAAUCUGUUUUUAAGAGAAAGAAUUCCAAAUAAAACUCCCGCACGCAGUCAAACUUUCAAAAAAUAAAUAUUAACAACGUUCUGGUACUAGACCUUCAGCAGGCAAAUGGUGUUACACACUGAGAAGACAUCGUUUGUAGGAGGUGACUUGUUUGUCUACACCAAUCACACACUUCCUCAUAAAAUGAUAAGGCAACAAUUACAUAACAAUCACUCACAUCUCCAUUAUUAUAUAUUGGGUUUAAGCUUACAUAAAACUCUCUGUGGUAGCAAUACUAUAUCGUCCCAGAGUAAUCUAUAUACGUGGAUGUAGAUUUCUGUAUAAUAAAUGUAAACCAAAAAUAUAAUAAAAUGCAUUCAUAGACUAAUUUGAUCUCAAAUCUUGCCGAUACCUUUUGACCUUCAUCAAUAGAUGAAUAGAGGAAAUAUAAUAAUAAUUACAACAUGUGACCUCACCAUUAUUGUCUUGAAUUUCUUGUAAGGUCACAUGUUGUAAUUAUUAUUACAUUUCCUCUAUUCAUGUGUUGAUGUUUUGGUUUACAUUCAUUAUACAAAAAAUAUACAUCCACCUAGUAUAGAUCACUCUGGGACAAUACAGUAUUGCUAGCAUUGAGAGUUGUAAGCUUAAGCUCGAUUUAUACUACUGGAAAUGUGAGUGAUUGUUAUGUAAUUGUUAUUUUAUGAGGAAGUGUGUGAUUGGUGUAGACAAACAAGUCACCUCCUACAAAAGAUGGCUUCUCGGUGUGUAACACCAUCUGCCUGCUGAAGGUCUAGUACCAGAACAUUGUUAAUAUAUACUUUUUGAAAGUGUGACAGCAUGCGGGAGUUUUCUUUGCAACUUUUGACCUACUUGUCCCCCUCUGACACGCCUGUCUCUCGUUAUAAAGGUGCAAAGUAAUUAACUGUUCUAAAAGAAAGAAUCCAACAUAUUUUAAAAUCGGGUGUCUAAAUGUGCAUAGAAAUGUUCUUGAAAUUUGAGUCCAGUCAUGACGCACAGUUUGGAAGGACAUGCUGUACACAGUCAUCCCAUCUGAGGGAGCUGUUGGCAACAAUUGGCUCUUUUUAUUAGUUUCUAUAACCCUACCUUUAAUAAUGAAUAUAUAAAUCACUGGCAAUAUUAUGUAGACAUCAACAAAAAGUCCUAAACAUCAAUACUAUAUAUUUCAUGAUUUAGAGUUUUCUGUUUAAAUAUUUGUUGUGCUUCACUUUUUUACUCUCCGGCCUUCUUUUUAUCUUUCCCCUUCUCUUUCCAAACUCUGGAUAUUUCCUUUUAUUUACCAUGGGAGCAAAGUAUGUGUACAUAACUUUAUAAAAGUCUGAAAGCAUUCAUGAAAAUAAAACUUUAUGGCAAUAUA
Molecule: messenger RNA, 5401 nt
Organism: Micropterus salmoides (largemouth bass)
Lineage: Eukaryota; Metazoa; Chordata; Actinopteri; Centrarchiformes; Centrarchidae
Gene: cab39l1
Product: calcium binding protein 39, like 1
Exons: 9
Coding region: 364-1395 (343 amino acids)
Biological process (GO): intracellular signal transduction
Molecular function (GO): protein serine/threonine kinase activator activity
Source: RefSeq, a predicted model, not a curated record